This is a messenger RNA of Peromyscus maniculatus bairdii (prairie deer mouse), 798 nucleotides long. NCBI's taxonomy places the organism in Eukaryota, Metazoa, Chordata, Mammalia, Rodentia, Cricetidae. The record is from RefSeq and is a predicted model, not a curated record.
GUCAAGGCCCUGUGUCUACUAUGAAGUCAUAAAGAGAGGUUCUCAUGGCAAUGUAGGCCAUCUCUCAGGUGGCUCUAGUAACCACCUAAUUCAAGAACUCUGUCCACUUCCAGGGCUUUCCAACUAAGGAACUUCAACUACAAAGAAGAUGAGUGACCCAUCAAAAAACAACCAGUGCUGCCCGCCAAGCCCUCCAUGCUGCCCACCCAAGCCAUGCUGCCCACCCAAACCAUGCUGCCCGCAGAAGCCUUGCUGCCCCAAGUCUCCGUGCUGCCCGCCCAAAUCCCCGUGCUGUCCGCCGAAACCGCCCUGUCCGUGUCCGCCGAAACCCCCGUGCUGCCCGCAGAAAUGCUCGUGCUGCCCGAAGAAGUGCACGUGCUGCCCGCAACCUCCGCCUUGCUGCGCUCAGCCCACCUGCUGCUCUGCAGACAGUAAAGCCGAGUCGGAUUCUGAUGCCGCAGCUGGCCAAAAUCAAGACAAGGGCUCUUCAGGGCAACAGUCCCCUCAAGGUGCUCAGAGUGCAUCCUGGAACCAGAAGAAGCCCAACAAGUAGACUGUCUCUGACAACCAUGCCCUUCUUCAAAGGGUGUGGGGUUUGCUACAAGUUAGGCUAAGGCUGUUUUAAAGACGCUGUUUUCACACUAACCAACAAGUCCACCCAAUCAUAAACGUACCUUUUCCAUCCAACCGUAGGCUACUAUUUGCAACUGGAAAUGGAAGGUAGAAAAGGCUGGAAACAUUUUGCCUAGUGAUCCUGACAUUUAGAUAGCAUAGCAAUAAAAGAGCAGUAAAAAAGAA